CAACCCCCUCGUGGUGCGUUUUUUCCAAGACGAACAUAUUUUUUGUUCGGAUUGAACGUUUUGAGGGAAUAACUAAAAAUUAAUAAACAUAAACAUACAUCACAACAUGGGAUGGGAAGAACCUCUUACUAAGGGAAGAACCCUCCAGGUUUUCGAAUGAGAUUACACCCUGUGUGAUGAACGCUGUCUCAUUUUAAACAUGCACUUUAUAUGUAAUUAGGACAAGCCAAGAAGCAGAAAAGUGCUGGUAUUACUAUAAUAUUAGGGUAGAACGUCUCCAGCGAGUAUAUACGUUCGUGGAAAUGACUGCAAUUGUUAAACUAGAACCGAAACAACAAGAAGAAAUAGGUACAUACCUUGACCAAAAGGUUUUUGUUACUAAUAAUGAUGUAUCUGCAACGAUAAAGCAGGAAUGUAAUGACUUUACAAUCAGUGCAAAUUAUGAUGGGAAUAAUGAAUUAGAUCGGGAAGAUGGAAUUUUUGGAAAGAUCUUGCAUCAAUAUCAAGAAAAUUUCUCACAGAAUAAUCCACAACAGUUAAUACAUAACAAUUAUAAAUCCAAGUUUAAAACUUCAAAACUUUUUAAGUGUGCUCAGUGCGACUUCUCGACCAAGUAUAAAUUUAAUUUAAAGUCUCAUACAUCAGCACAUAAGUCAUGUAAAGAAUUUAUAUGUGUCCAGUGUUAUUAUGCAACCAAUAAUAUGGCCUAUUUUAAAAGUCAUCUGUUAACUCAUAAGACUUUUAAGGAUUUAAAAUGUGCCCAUUGUGACUUCGCAACCAAUCGUAAAUCUAGUUUGAAGAUUCAUUUAUUCACACAUAAGACAUGUAAAGAUUUUAAAUGUGUCCAAUGUGAUUACACAACUAAUUAUAAACCUACUUUAAAGUCACAUCUCUUAACACACAAUUCGUCUAAAGAUUUUAUGUGUACCAAGUGUAACUAUGCAACCAAUUGUCGUUCCCAUUUGAAAAGACAUUCGUUAACACAUGGGACCAAGGCCUUAAAAUGUGCUCAUUGUGACUUCUCAACCAAUUAUAAAUUUAAUUUAGGGUCGCAUAUGUCGGCACAUAAGACAUCUAAAGAACUAAUGUGUGCCCUGUGCGAUUAUGCCACCAAUAAUAGUGCUCAUUUUAAAAAACAUCUUGUAAUACACAAGACUUCCAAGGAUAUAAAAUGUGCCCAUUGUGACUUUGCAACCAAUUAUAAAUCAAGUUUAAAGCUACAUCUAUUAACACAUAAGAAGACCAAUUUAAAAGUACAUGUGUUGACAUAUAAAACUGUUAAAGAUUUAAAAUGUGCUCAGUGUGACUAUACAACUAAGUACAGAUGUAGUUUAAACCAUAUAUUAUAUAUAUGGUUUAAACAGACAUCUGCUAACACACAAGACGUCUAA
Messenger RNA from Photinus pyralis (common eastern firefly), 1391 nucleotides. RefSeq names its product gastrula zinc finger protein xLCGF3.1-like. Gene Ontology annotation, molecular function: RNA polymerase II transcription regulatory region sequence-specific DNA binding; DNA-binding transcription factor activity, RNA polymerase II-specific. NCBI's taxonomy places the organism in Eukaryota, Metazoa, Arthropoda, Insecta, Coleoptera, Lampyridae. Bases 303 to 1391 code for a protein of 362 amino acids. The record is from RefSeq and is a predicted model, not a curated record. The transcript has 2 exons. Gene Ontology annotation, biological process: regulation of transcription by RNA polymerase II. Gene Ontology annotation, cellular component: nucleus.